Molecule: messenger RNA, 783 nt
Organism: Diaporthe citri
Lineage: Eukaryota; Fungi; Ascomycota; Sordariomycetes; Diaporthales; Diaporthaceae
Exons: 1
Coding region: 1-783 (260 amino acids)
Molecular function (GO): endonuclease activity
Source: RefSeq, a predicted model, not a curated record
AUGGAGCAGGAGAGGCAGGAAGGCCUUGAGAUGAAGAGGCAGCGACUGGAACAGGAGAGGCAGGAAGACCUCGAGCUGGAGCAGCAGCUGGAGCAGGAGCAGCGCCGUGAGGCCGAGAGACAGGAGCGAAGGCUCCAGCGCGUGAUGAGGAGACCGCAGAACGGGGCCCAAGGGGAUCCAGCCCAAACAGAAGCCCAGAUGGAGGCCGAUGCUCAAACGCGGAUUCAGCAUGAGAUCUUCACCCGCCCCCUGUCAGGCCACAACCCGAGGAUCAUCUUCGACGACGACGACCGUCCGCACAUCAGCGAGGCGACGGCGUUCCUGAUGCGGCUGCCACAGGCGUUCGUGAUGGCUAAGCUGCGCAAGCUGGUCGAGGGCAAGUCAUUCUUCGACGUUGCGCACCCGGGUAGCGUGCACAUGGGGUGUUGGGUAGUGUCAUCGAAGCGGGCGUCGUGCGACAUGCGCAUGAAGCUGACCGACUCGGGCGAGAAGCACGGCUUCUCGUUUCCUCGCCUGGCCGUGCGCAUGUGGCACGACGAGCAGUCCAUCUACAGCCUGGUCCAGCACCACAAGCACCGCCAGAAGGCCGUCCACACCUGCCACAUCGAGACGUGCAUGCGCCCUGACCACAUCGUCGUCGAGCCCAGCAGCGCAGCGGCGGAGCGCCGCAGGUGCAAGCGCGAGGGAUGGUGCCCCGGCCACGAAUUUGUCCACAAGGACGGAACCAGGCAGGCCAGGAAGCCGUGUAUUUUCCCUCCGCAAAACGCAAAUCUGAGGCGGUGA